UCUCUUUCUCUCUAUGAACCACAUUUAUAAUCUCACAAACUCUCUCCUAACCUUUUCCUAAAUUUCCUCUCUUUUCACCUUGCUUCCAAGCACACCACUGUUUCUUUCCCUUCUUCAACUUGUUUCCCCUGGGGUUCCACUUCUCCUCUUAACAUUUUCUGCCCAAGUUUUUUCUUUUUGUAUUGCUUACUUUUUCUCCGUUUUUUUUCCUCAUGAAUUUGAUGCUUCUUGAAACUGCUGGCUUAUCACGCUUGUUGUGGCUAUUGGUGAUCAACUCUAAUUCAAAAACUUUCCAGAAUUUGAAUAAAGGGAUGAUUUUGUUAUUUAUUUUGAGGUGAUUAGCUGAUGAUUAGACAAGUUUGGACAUGUGGGUAAGCCUUCUUUUUGUCCAUGAAUACCUUGGGUGAAUGUUUAUGGACUAGUGCCGGUGAAUGGAAGGUAGAUAGGCUAAUCAUUUUCAGGUUUUGUGUCUUUGGACAAUUCACCCGCUUUAAAGUUUCAUCAUUUUUAUAAUAGAUUCUUGUUUAAUUUCUCAACUUGUCUUAAUUCAAUUGGAAUUCUGCAACUUGGUAGUUUUGAGGGGUUUUUGAGUAGAUGAAUGGAGGGUAAAUUUGGAGGCAAGCCUCGUCAUUUUUAUGGUCCAACGGCAUCUGAUUUGAAAGCAGCUGAAAAGAAGAGUGUAGAAUGGGAUUUGAAUGACUGGAAAUGGGACGGUGAUCUUUUUACAGCUACUCCAUUAAACCCGGUGCCAUCAGAUUGUAGGAGUAGGCAGUUGUUUCCUGAUGGGUCUGAAACUGCGCCAAAUGCAGGUUCCUCACAUAGUUCAUCUUCUUGUUCAGAACACAGCAGUCCUGGAAAUGAGAAAGGGAAGAGAAAGAUGCAGAAUAAGAAAAGGGCUGUCGUUGUUCUCGAUGAUGAUGAUGAUAAUGAUGAUGAUGACGAUGAUGGGGUAAAAGGUGAUGCUGGUUCCCUUAAGUUGCAACUUGGAGGACAGGUUUACCCUAUCAUGGAUGAGGAUGCUAAGUGUGGGAAGAAAACCAAGGUUACUGGGACUCCUUGUCGUGCAGUUUGUCAGGUGGAGGAUUGUAGGGCUGAUCUUAGCAAAGCCAAGGAUUAUCAUCGACGGCAUAAAGUUUGUGAUGUGCAUUCUAAGGCCACUAAAGCACUGGUGGGAAAUGUUAUGCAGCGCUUCUGUCAACAGUGUAGUAGGUUUCAUGUUCUUCAAGAGUUUGAUGAAGGGAAGAGGAGCUGUCGUAGACGUUUGGCUGGUCAUAACCGACGUAGGAGGAAGACUCAUCCUGAUAAUUUACCUACUGCUAAUUCACUGAAUGAUGAAAGGAAUAGUAGUUUUUUGCUGAUAAGUCUUCUGAGGAUUCUCUCCAGUAUGCAUUCUAACAACUCUGACCAAGCUAAGGAUCAAGAUCUAGUUGCUCAUCUGUUGAGGAGCCUGGCCAAUGUAGCUUGUUCAACUAAUGGAAGAAACUUAUCUGGAUUUCUUCAAGGUUUCCAUGGUGCAGCAAAUGCUGGGAGGUCUCUUGGGAAUCUUGAAAAGCCAACUGAUGUAGUUUCUGGCAGUACUGAACAUGUUAGGCCUUCUGGUUCUGCCUCUAAAAUAGACGACUGUGCUAAUCUCGCGGAGUGGCAGGGGGCUAUGGGUUAUUGUGGGACUGUACCUACUUCUGAUUUGGCACAUAGAAGAGCUAACAAUGAUGCUCAAGAUGGAAUUCUGUCUGGUUCGCCAUCUAGAACACUGAUUUGGUCGGGAGCCGGCUUCCAACCCAGAGCAAGUGAAACAGGGGAUACAGUUGAGAGGAUCAGAAUUGAUAAGAUAGACUUGAAUAAUGUUUAUGAUGACUCACAAGACUAUGUAGAGAACUUAGAAAGAUCUCUGGUCCUUAAAAAUCCUGUAAAUGGUUCUCUGCAUAGCUCUGUGGGUGUGCCUGAAUCACUCAAGUCAAGUCCUCCUCAACUGAGUAAGAACUCAGAUUUAACCCCUAGUCAGUCACCAUCUACCUCUGGUGGAGAGGCUCAGAGUCGCACUGAUCGAAUCGUUUUUAAGCUCUUUGGAAAGAACCCAAAUGAUUUUCCUAUUGCUCUACGUAGACAGAUCCUUGAGUGGCUAUCCCACAGUCCUGCCGACAUUGAAAGCUACAUAAGACCUGGCUGCAUAAUAUUAACAAUAUAUCUUCGUUUACGAGAGUCUGCCUGGGAAGAGCUAUGCUAUGAUCUCGGUUCCAGCUUGAGAAAGCUAGUUGAUGUGUCCAAUGACUCUUUCUGGAAAACUGGAUGGGUGUAUGCUAGGGUUCAGCACUCUGUAGCAUUUAUUUAUAAUGGAAGGGUUGUGCUGGAUGCUCCUUUACCUCUGAAAAGCCACCGAAAUUGUAAGAUCUCAAGCAUCAAGCCAAUUGCUGUAUCAGUAACCGAGAGAGCUCAAUUUGUUGUUAAAGGCUUUAACCUUAAUCAAUCCAGCACAAGGUUACUCUGUGCGGUUGAAGGAAAAUAUCUGGUGCAGGAAACUUGUUAUGACUUGAUGGAUGCUGUUGAUCCCAUCAAUGAACAAGAUAAACUACAACACCUUUGUUUUCUAUGCUCUAUACCAAAUGUUUCUGGAAGAGGAUUUAUUGAGGUUGAAGACUUUGGACUCAGCAGCACCUUUUUCCCAUUCAUAGUUGCAGAGCAAGAAGUGUGUUCUGAGAUUUGUACACUGGAAGGAGUGAUAGAAACAGCUGUACCAACCGUUGACAUUAACAAAAAAGAGGAGAAAAUGGAAAUCAGGAAUCAAGCACUGGACUUUAUACAUGAAAUGGGAUGGCUUCUUCAUAGAAAUCACUUGAACAGGAAGCUGGGUGACAUGAACCCCAAUCUAAAUCUCUUUCCUUUCAGGCGGUUCAAGUGGCUUAUGGAAUUCUCCAUGGACCAUGACUGGUGUGCCGUAGUUAAGAAACUUCUGGGCAUUCUCUUUGACGGAACAGUUGAUUUAGGGGACCAUAGUUCUAUGGAGUUUGCUUUGUUGGAUAUGUGUCUGCUCCACAGAGCUGUCCGAAGAAACUGCAGGCCCAUGGUAGAAUUACUAUUAAGAUAUGUUCCUAAUGAAGUGUUGGAUAAGCCUGGAUCUAAGCAGAAGCUAUCGGUGGAUGGAAACGACUAUGGAUUUAUGUUUAAACCAAAUGUUGUCGGGCCUGCUGGGUUGACUCCUCUUCACAUGGUAGCUAGUCGGGAAGGCUGCGAGAAUGUUUUAGAUGCAUUAACUGAUGAUCCUGGAUUGGUGGCAAUUGAAGCAUGGAAAAGUGCUCAGGACAGCACAGGUUUGACACCUAAUGAUUAUGCACGCCUUCAAGGUCACUACAGCUACAUCCACCUGGUUCAGAGAAAAAUCAACAAAAAAUCAGAAUGUGGAUAUAUUGUGCUGGAUAUCCCUGGAACCCCAUUAGACUGCAACUCCAAGCAGAAACUAUCAGAUGGAACCAGAUCGGCAAUGGCCGUCAGUCUGGAGAUUCAAAAGAUUAAGAAGAAAGCGAGGCAGGAUGGUUGCAAGGCAUGUGAAAAGAAGUUGGCCUAUGGAAACAGAAGAACAUCCUUGGUAUAUAGGCCGACCAUGCUGUCCAUGGUUGCUAUUGCUGCUGUGUGUGUAUGUGUGGCUCUGCUCUUCAAAAGCUCCCCUGAAGUUCUUUAUGUAUUCCGACCAUUCAGGUGGGAACUGUUGAAGUAUGGGUCCAGCUAAGGUAGCUAGGUAUGAUACCAGAUUCCGAUUAAAGGCUGAAAAACAUACGCCAAUUGUAUCUACAUGGCUAAGUGGAAAUUUCACCAUAUAAUCUACUUGUGAUAGUUCACUUCAGCUAUAUAUAGAGAGAGAGAGAUUACAAUUA
Messenger RNA from Gossypium raimondii (Peruvian cotton), 3866 nucleotides. RefSeq names its product squamosa promoter-binding-like protein 1. Gene Ontology annotation, molecular function: DNA binding. NCBI's taxonomy places the organism in Eukaryota, Viridiplantae, Streptophyta, Magnoliopsida, Malvales, Malvaceae. Bases 599 to 3721 code for a protein of 1040 amino acids. The transcript is spliced from 10 exons. The record is from RefSeq and is a predicted model, not a curated record. Gene Ontology annotation, cellular component: nucleus.